AAGAUACUUUGUAGAGAGAAAUCGAAAAUACUUUUUCUCUCAAAAAAUUACCAAAAUGUUUGUCAAAAGGCGUGUGAUUUGAAUUGUUUAUCAACUAAGCGCGCACGGUGGUAGUGUUGGGGGGUGGUCUGUGCGGAUGGAGGGCUCACGGUGGGAGUGGGUCGAGUGACCGCGGGCGCGGCUCAACUGGGCCCCCGCUGGAGGUAUGCGGUGGCAUGGCGGAGGCUGCGGGCACGUCGCGUGGCCUCCGCGUCUACAAGAUCGUGGUGCUCGGCGACGGGGGGGUCGGCAAGUCCGCGGUCACACUCCAGUUCGUUAGUCACAGCUUCUUGGAUUAUCACGACCCAACUAUAGAGGACUCAUACCAGCAACAGGCAGUGAUUGAUGGAGAACCCGCACUACUGGACAUCUUGGACACAGCUGGACAGGUGGAGUUCACAGCAAUGAGAGAGCAGUACAUGCGAUGCGGUGAAGGCUUCAUGCUGUGCUACUCUGUGACUGACCGGCGGUCCUUCCGUGCGGCUGGCGAAUACAAGCGUUUGCUUGCACAGGCGAGGCCGACCGAGCGAUUGCCGCUGGUUCUUGUUGGCAAUAAGCUCGACCUAGCGCCGAGAUUCCGACAAGUAACAACAGAGGAAGGCAAGUCCUUGGCGACGCAGCUGGGGUGUCCGUUUUUCGAGACGUCGGCGGCGUUGCGACACUUCGUCGACGACGCCUUCCACGGGCUCGUGCGAGAAAUAAGACGCCUGGAGAGACAGAGACAGUCCUCAAUACUAAGCACUACGACCGGAGGAGGCGGCCGUCGUCGCUGGAGACGCCUUCGCAGCAUCUUCGCGCUGGUCUUCCGUCGACGGCGCCGCCAUACGCCAUAAACGUGAACUCUACACAGGUCUCAAUGCCACUUACUUUAAAGCCUAUAUUCGUUUGAACGUCUGACCUUAAUACACAUUUCAAAUCGCAAGAGAAAUCAAACUAUUUAUUAUUGUCUGGUAUUUAAGUUCCAGAGUUUUAAGUCUACAUUCCCGUAUAACCUUCGGGCAACAAAAAUUAUGUUAUAAUAAACAACCCCGAAAAAUAAAAUGGCGAUAUAUUCCCA
Molecule: messenger RNA, 1096 nt
Organism: Pararge aegeria (speckled wood butterfly)
Lineage: Eukaryota; Metazoa; Arthropoda; Insecta; Lepidoptera; Nymphalidae
Gene: Ric
Product: GTP-binding protein Rit2
Exons: 5
Coding region: 216-872 (218 amino acids)
Biological process (GO): Ras protein signal transduction
Cellular component (GO): plasma membrane
Molecular function (GO): GTPase activity; GDP binding; calmodulin binding
Source: RefSeq, a predicted model, not a curated record